CCGGCCUCAGCCGGUGUUGUGAGACAACGCAGCUUCAGUGGGUCAAAGGUAAACACGGUCUGCAGACAGCAGCACGCAUAACUUCACUUGUGUGGACGCAGGGACAUCAAGUCAACACCAUCAUUUAUAAGUCUUAAUUCCUUCCAGGAAGAAGAAAUGGAUAAUGUUGCAUCAGAGUCUCUGGUGGAGCGGACCUUUCAGUACCAAAGCAGCAUGCCGCCCUUGCCUGUCCCGUCCCUAGAGAUGAGCCUCUCAAAGUACCUGAAUGCAGUUCGACCCUUUGCAUGUGAGGACGAGUUUAAGGCUACAGAGGACAUAGUGAGGAAAUUUCAAGAGGGAGUUGGCAAAGAGCUGCACCACAAACUACUGCAAAGAGCCAAGACAAAGAAGAACUGGCUGGAAGAGUGGUGGUUAGAUGCUGCGUAUCUGGAGGUCCGCAUCCCCUCUCAGCUGAACGUGAACUUUGGCGGCCCGGCGCCUUACCUGGAGCACUGCUGGCCCCCGGAAGAGGGAACUCAACUGCAGAGGGCCAGUAUCAGCACAUGGCAUACACUGCAGUACUGGGACCUGAUCCGCACGGAAAGACUCCCUCCCCAAAAAUCGGGCAAAAUAGUAUUAGAUAUGGACCAGUUCAGAAUGUUGUUCAGCACCUGCAAAGUACCUGGAGUAAAGAAGGACUCCAUUCGUAACUACUUCAGGACAGAGCGCGAAGGUCCAUGCCCCUCCCAUUUGAUAGUGAUGUGUCGUGGAAGGAUCUUCACAUUUGACGCAGUCUGUGAUGGACAAAUUCUCACCCCUCCAGAACUACUGAGGCAGCUAAGCUAUGUGAAAGAGUGCUGUGAGGGAGAGCCAGAGGGAGACGGAGUGGCUGCUCUCACCUCAGAGGAGAGGACUCGUUGGGCGCUGGCAAGGGAGCAUCUAAUAAGCAUUGACCCACAACACAAUAACACAAUCCUGGAGACCAUCCAGAGCAGCCUGUUUGUCAUUUCUCUGGAUGAAACAACAACGUACUCCACUCCAGAGAACUACACAAGUUUGACCAUGGAAGCUCUGACAGGAAAUCCCACCAUUCGCUGGGGUGACAAAUCGUACAAUUCACUCUCGUUCGCAGAUGGCACGUUUGGAUCCACCUGUGAUCAUGCACCAUAUGAUGCCAUGGUACUGGUUUCUAUGUGUUGGUAUCUGGACCAGCAAAUCAAAGACACAGAAGGCAAAUGGAGGGGCUCAGGCACAGUGAGACCCAUACCCCACCCCGAAGAGAUGGUGUUCACGGUCGACGAGAAGGUCCACAGCGACAUUCGUCACGCUAAACGGCAAUACUACGAGUCGACACAGGACCUGCAGGUUGUGUGUUACGCCUUCACAGCAUUUGGAAAAGCAGCCAUCAAACAAAAGAAUUUGCAUCCAGACACCUUUGUUCAACUCGCUAUGCAGUUGGCCUACCAGAAAAUGCACAAAAGGCCAGGAAGCUGCUAUGAGACAGCAAUGACUCGCAAGUUCUACCACGGCAGGACAGAGACAAUGCGGCCCUGCACCCAGGAGGCUGUGGACUGGUGUAAAGCCAUGAUGGACAAUACAUGUGACGUUGAUGCAAAGAGGAAAGCCAUGAGGCUGGCCUUCAUUAAACACAACAAACUGAUGGCUGAAGCCCAGGAAGGAAAAGGUUUUGACAGGCAUCUUCUCGGUCUGUAUCUGACUGCCAAAGAGGAGGGACAAGCCACUCCAGAACUCUUCCUGGACCCCCUCUAUGCAAAGAGUGGUGGUGGUGGUAACUUUGUGCUGUCGUCCAGUCUGGUGGGCUACACCACCGUGUUGGGGGCCGUGGCUCCCAUGGUGCACCGUGGCUACGGCUUCUUUUAUCGUAUUCGAGAUGACAGGAUCGUAAUCUCCAUCUCAGCGUGGAAAUCUUGCCGUGAGACCGAUGCUGCGUCAUUAUUUAACAGCUUCUGUAGCUCCUUGCAUGAGAUGUUCCACUUGGCCACCACAUCUCAGCUAUAAGUACUCACAAAAUAAUGCACACGGGACUUUCGACAACCAGCGAGAGUCGUGUUUGUUCUCAGCAAAGAUCAAUGCAAAGGUACACAAUUUGUGCGGCAAGUGAAGCCACCAGCUUUGGCAUUAUUACGCAUCUAUUCCCUUUAUUGAAUAGUGGUGAAUAAGACAACUUGGGGUAAAUUAUUUUAAGUUGAUGCUGACACUCAAGUGAGUACAAAUUUAACUGACACAUUCUUACGGUGGACAAUGAAGAAAAAACGUUGAUUGUUGUCUGCAUUUGAUUUUUCUGAUAUGAUGAUAGCACUUAUGUUACUCUGUGAAUCUGUACAUUACAUUUUCUGUAUAAAUUUGAAAAGAAAUUUGAAUUUGAAGGUAACCCAUGCAGUGUUGAGACUGCAGGGACCUGCUGUAUUUUGAUAAUUUCCACUGUUUGAAAUUGUUUGAAAUUCAUCCUUUUGAAAAGUUAUUGUGUAGAGAUUUCACCCUCCAAUAAUUAUUGGCUUCAUUCCUACACACAUUUUUAGUUGUAGUUUUUGUCUUUUGCACAUGAAAGUCCUUUACGUCUGUACGUCCGCCACAUAAAACAACCAUGUGACCAUGUUUCUGCCCCACUCUGAACCAGCAUUUCCUCAACUAGUGCAGGUGGAGACAGAUGAUGCUUAAACUAUUAAGCUCUGGAUACGAUAGCUAAUCUUCCAAUCUGUUGAGGUGUGCCACAUUUCUAACUUCUGUACAUCAGAGAAAGUGUCGGUUUGUUGAUGAAUACCUUUUAUUCAGUCAGUGCACCUUUCUUUUAUUUGUGUUGUGUGUCUGUGUGAAAGACUGCUGAAUGUUCACAUGGCUUUAUACCAAGAUGACUGCUGUAAUCAUAAAUUAACCUUAAAAACUGUGACUCUGUUCCCUCUGCACAUAAAAUCUUGGAAAUUGAGUGAUUAUGUGAAUAAAAUAGUAUUUUCUUGAAACA
Pungitius pungitius (ninespine stickleback) is the source of this 2959-nucleotide messenger RNA. RefSeq names its product carnitine O-octanoyltransferase (gene crot). Gene Ontology annotation, molecular function: carnitine O-octanoyltransferase activity. The transcript has 17 exons. NCBI's taxonomy places the organism in Eukaryota, Metazoa, Chordata, Actinopteri, Perciformes, Gasterosteidae. The record is from RefSeq and is a predicted model, not a curated record. Bases 157 to 1998 code for a protein of 613 amino acids. Gene Ontology annotation, cellular component: peroxisome.